AUGACAGCCCCAAAUUGGAAUGAACCUUUCAAGGUCAUGUGUGAUGCUAGUGAUUAUCCGGUAGGAUCUGUAGUAGGACAAAGGAAAGAGAAGCUGAUUCACCCAAUUUAUUAUGCCAGCAGAACAUUGGUGGAAGAUCAACUCAAUUACACUACCAUUGAGAAAAAGCUGCUAGCAGUGGUCUUUGCGUUUGAAAAAUUCAGAGCUUACCUUAUUAGAAUGAAGGAAUUCAAAUUGGAGAUCAGAGAUAAGAAAGGUUUGGAGAACCAAGUUGCAGACCAUUUAUCAAGGGUAGAGCUUGAGGGAACAGUGGAAGGGCAGACUGCUAUACGAGAUGCAUUCCCUGAUGAACAGCUGUUAGUGGUGAUAGAAAAUAAGAAAGACUUGGAACCAUGGUUUGCUAACAUGGCCAACUAUGUGGCUAGUGGAAUUUUAACACUAGACAUGAGGAAGCAACAACUAAAACAGUUCAUUCAUGACAACUAUGUCUCUAAAUGGGUGGAAGUCAUUGCUUGGGUGACAUGUGAUGCAAAGUCUGUUUUAAAAUUUAUGCACAAGAAUAUAUUUACAAGAUUUGGAACUCCCAGGGCACUUAUCAGUGAUGAAGGAUCCCAUUUUGUUAAAAAGGCCAUGAGUUCCCUGUUGGUGAAAUACAAUAUAAAGCAUAAAGUGUCCACCGCAUACCACCCUCAAACAAACGGCCAAGCAGAGAUAUCAAACAGAGAAAUUAAGGGAAUUUUAGAGAAAAUGGUACAUAGCAGCAGAAAAUAUUGGCCUUUCAAGUUGGACGACACACUAUGGGCAUAUAGGACAGCCUACAAGACUCCAAUAGGAACCUCCCCAUAUAAACUAGUCUUUGGGAAGGCUGCCAUCUACCACUUGAACUGGAACAAAAUAAGAGAUGCCUAUGAGAAUACGAAGGCUUAUAAAGAGAAGACCAAAGUUUGGCAUUACAGAAGGAUAAAACAAAGAACAUUUGAGGCAGGACAAAAAGUAUUGUUAUUCAACUCAAGGUUGAAAUUGUUUCCUGGAAAGCUAAUAUCAAGGUGGUCAGGCCCGUUUACAGUGGUGAAGGUCUACCCCUAUGGAGCUGUAAUUGUCAACGAAGAAGACACAAAAAGGGAAUUCAUAGUGAAUGAGCAAAGAUUGAAGCACUACUGGGGAAGAGAGGUGGUGAGGAAGAUGGAUUCCCACUAA
Messenger RNA from Momordica charantia (bitter melon), 1197 nucleotides. The record is from RefSeq and is a predicted model, not a curated record. Lineage: Eukaryota; Viridiplantae; Streptophyta; Magnoliopsida; Cucurbitales; Cucurbitaceae.